Messenger RNA from Neoarius graeffei (lesser salmon catfish), 1139 nucleotides. It is a transcript of the gene dkk1b, whose product is annotated as dickkopf WNT signaling pathway inhibitor 1b. NCBI's taxonomy places the organism in Eukaryota, Metazoa, Chordata, Actinopteri, Siluriformes, Ariidae. Gene Ontology annotation, molecular function: receptor antagonist activity; co-receptor binding. The transcript has 4 exons. The coding region runs from base 54 to 770 and encodes 238 amino acids. The record is from RefSeq and is a predicted model, not a curated record. Gene Ontology annotation, cellular component: extracellular region. Gene Ontology annotation, biological process: multicellular organism development; negative regulation of canonical Wnt signaling pathway.
GGUCCGGAGAGGAGCUGUGUCGCUUGCUGCUUUUGGAGGAAAUAUCCGCUGUGAUGAGGCUCGUGACGUUUUCCGCCUUGUGCCUCACUCUGAUCACGUGCUCUGCAGCCGCGAGCGCUGUUUUCCACAACUCCAACUCCAUCAAGUUGAGUCCAGCUGCGGCCACCGCGAGUCCAGAUGUGCAACAACCAGUGAACGGCGGGGAGCAGAAUUUAGUCACUAAUACAGAGCAGCCGCUUGUGUGCACAGCUGACUCUCAGUGCGCGCACGACGAGUUCUGCGUCUUCUCUCGUGGCGCGUGCCUUCAGUGCAGGAAAAGCAGAAGGCGCUGCUUCCGGAAUGCCAUGUGCUGCCCAGGCAACCACUGUACCAACGGAGUGUGUCAAGCAAACGACCCAUACCUGAUUCUCCAAAAAGGAGUAGAAGAGCUUGGACCCGUCAACACUCUGCGUGAGGAGAACACUACAGCGGUCCAGCAAUCCAGAGUCACAACUCAAGGUGCACCUCAAAACAUUAAAGGUCUGGAAGGAGAGCUCUGCCUGAGAUCUUCAGACUGCAUGGAGGGUCUGUGUUGUGCCCGCCACUUUUGGUCCAGGAUAUGCAAACCAGUGCUGAAAGAAGGCCAGGUGUGCACGAAGCACAAGCGGAAAGGCCCUCACAAUCUGGAGAUCUUCCAGCGGUGCAACUGCGGGGAAGGUCUGAGCUGCAGGAUGCAGAAAGGAGAUCACAACAAGGCCUCACGAAGCCUCCACAUAUGCCAGAGACACUGAGAUGCUCCACUCAGGGAUUAUUUCACUGAAUGUUUCUGGGAAGCGGAACCAGUCUGAAAUAACAUAACAUAGAAAAAAAAAAUCACCGGUGGAAAUGGAUAUGGAACAGGAUGCUCUGUUUUUGGUUUCUGUUAACAUAGGUUAACAUGCUAUGUUAUGUUCUUAUUUCUUUCCAUCUCCAGUUGUGUGUGUCAACAUCGCAGAGUAGAUAUAAAUGUUUCUCUAUGGAACUUGGCAUUUGAUGGUUGCAGUACAUUACUGUAUUGUAAAUACUAUUAGGAAGUUGGCACUUAACUCUGAUUUUUGUCAACACACAGAGGAUACAUCACCCCCUUUUUGUAUAUACAGAUUUUCACAAUCAUUCAGAGU